Molecule: messenger RNA, 2375 nt
Organism: Xiphophorus maculatus (southern platyfish)
Lineage: Eukaryota; Metazoa; Chordata; Actinopteri; Cyprinodontiformes; Poeciliidae
Gene: gdf5
Product: growth differentiation factor 5
Exons: 2
Coding region: 318-1892 (524 amino acids)
Biological process (GO): SMAD protein signal transduction; BMP signaling pathway
Cellular component (GO): extracellular region
Molecular function (GO): growth factor activity; cytokine activity
Source: RefSeq, a predicted model, not a curated record
CUUCCAGAAAUCCAGCAGAGCAGCUCUUCUGGCGCUGGCGGGGCUUCCACUGCAUUCUGCUUCCUCAACAUGACAGAGGACAGAAUACAGUCUGCAGGACUUUUAUAGGAUCGGUUUGAUUUGCGUUGAUUUGAGUUUUUUUCGCUGUUUCUGAUCGGAUAAGAAGUUUUUCCUGCAGCGCGCAGAGUCUGACAUGAGGAUGAAAGCCUCCACAUCUCUGCGCUCUGCUUCGCUUCCAGCCCAGCAGCUGCGCUGAUCCUGAAGUGACUUUGUGCUCUGUACCAUGACGGCCUGCCGGCGCGCUUCAGGGCUUUAGGAUGAACGUUGUGACACGUCUCUCUCUGCUGCUCAGCUGCUGGACUCUCUUCUACCUGCAUCCUGUCCGCGGCUCCCUCAGCCGGAGCGGACCCGCAGAGCGCACAGGAGGAACCCACCGUGGAUCCGCUCACCCCUCAGGGAGGCAGCCGGUCCCCGCUGCAGGGAGCUGGAAACCCCACGCAGGACCCCCGCUGAUUACAGCCGAGACAAUCCCGUUGAGAGGAAAACAGACUGCGGGAGGGAACCCUGAACAUCCGCAUCCUCACCAUCAUCAGCAGCUGGAGCAGCCGACCGGAGCGCUGGACCUGGGGCGCAAAGAGGCUGCGCGCUCCUGGCCUCCCGCUGCGGAUGCACGCCUCAAACCGCACGCCCCCGCACAUGCGGGAGGAGGUGUCGGAGUUGGAGAUUCACCGGGGAAACCUGGGGGAAAGGUCGCCGCCAGGGCGAGCGCAGCGGCGGCUGCGGCGCGCGGCGGCUUUCCUCCGGCGGCGCAGCGCGGAGCCGCCGCCAGGAGGCAGAAACUGGGCGACAAGCAGCCGCUGGUGACCCCGCACGACUACAUGCUGUCCCUGUACUGGUCCCUGAGCAGCGGGAACCUGAACAGCAGCGCGCUGCAUGAGGCCGGCCUGGCCAACACCAUCACCAGCUUCGUGGACAGAGGACACGAUGAUCGAGGGCCCAUGCUGCGACGUCAGAAGUACCAGUUCAACAUCAGCUCUCUGGAGCGGGAUGGGCUCCUGGGGGCCGAGCUCCGCAUCCUGAGGAAGCUGGUUUCUGUGGCGGCGGCUGAUGGAGGCUCGGUGCCCUGGUUGAAGCUGUACAGCUGCGCUUCAGGCCGGCAGAAAGCGGCUCUGCUCCAAUCCAGGACGGUGGAUGACCUCCUGGGCGGAUUCAGCAACAAGUGGGAAGUGUUUGACAUUUAUAAAGUCUUCAAGGGAUUCAAGAGCCAGCAGCUGUGCUUGGAGCUGGAGGCCCUGGAGCACCGAGGAGGCCGUCCGCUGGACCUGCGGACUCUGGGCUUCGCUCGACCCGGCAGAACCAACAAGGAGAAGGCAUUCCUCCUGGCGUUUGGGAAAAGCAAGAAGCGAGAUCUCUUUUACAACGAGAUCAAAGCACGUUCGGGUCACGACAACAAAACCGUCUACGAGUAUCUGUUCAACCAGCGACGGAUGAGGCGAGCUCCUCCGCCAAGAGGCGCCAAGAAACCCCUUCGGGUCCCCUCUCAGAUCCUCCUGCAGCACCAGGCGGCCAAGUCCAGGCCGCGCUGCCACCGCCGGCGACUCCAUGUCAACUUCAAGGACAUGGGCUGGGACGACUGGAUCAUCGCGCCGCUGGAGUACGACGCCUACCACUGCGACGGCGCCUGUGACUUCCCCAUACGCUCGCACCUGGAGCCCACCAACCACGCCAUCAUCCAGACCCUGAUCAACUCCAUGGACCCGGACACGACCCCGCCCACCUGCUGCGUCCCGACGCGCCUCAGCUCCAUCAGCAUCCUCUACAUCGACUCGGCCAACAAUGUCGUCUACAAGCAGUACGAGGAGAUGGUGGUGGAGUCCUGCGGCUGCAGGUAGCAGCCACAGAAAAUGGACUCCGUUUGUUCCAAGUUCUCUGAAAUCUACAAAGCAAAUCAUCACAGAGCAAAAGACACGCUGCUUUAUGGGGCCCGUUUGUAAAGUUACACUGUCAAAAAUUAACAGCAAUAAUUCGGAUAAUUUAGUUUGUCAUGAGAAAAAAGAUUUCAAAGUCAUAUUUUGACCAUGUUAUUCCUCCAUUUAUAAAUAUCACAGUUUUAAACUAAAUAUUUAAUUGGCAAGCUAAAUAUUUAGUUUGGAGCUAAAUAGUUUUGCUUCCUAACUGAAUGAUUAGCUUUAAGCUAAGUGUUGAGGUACAAACUAAAUAUUUAGCUUUAAUCUAAAUGUUAUGUUUGCUAUUUAAAUAUUUAGUUAGCAACCUAACUAAAUAGUUACUUUUAAGCUGGCCUACAGCUGAAUGUUUAGUUUAUUUCGAAUUAAAUAUUUAGUUAGUAGGUUAAAUGUUUAGCUUGCAAACUAAAU